Messenger RNA from Diplodia corticola, 1485 nucleotides. RefSeq names its product alpha-galactosidase. Gene Ontology annotation, molecular function: alpha-galactosidase activity. Lineage: Eukaryota; Fungi; Ascomycota; Dothideomycetes; Botryosphaeriales; Botryosphaeriaceae. Bases 1 to 1485 code for a protein of 494 amino acids. The transcript is spliced from 2 exons. Gene Ontology annotation, biological process: carbohydrate metabolic process. The record is from RefSeq and is a predicted model, not a curated record.
AUGGCUUCCACCUCACUUUUUGCAGCCUUCAUCGCCCUUCUUGCAGCCACCCGCGCUCAGGAUGUGGUUAUCCCUGGCGCCAGCUCAUACAACGGCCUGAACUUGGUUCCUCAGAUGGGCUGGGACAACUGGAACGCCUUCCAUUGCGAUGUUUCCGAAGAGCUCCUGCUCAACACCGCCCAAGCCAUGGUCGAUUUUGGCCUGCGCGAUUUGGGCUACAAAUAUGUAGUUCUCGACGACUGCUGGUCUUCCGGCCGCAACGACUCUGGCUAUCUCGUCCACGACGCCCAGAAAUUCCCCAAUGGGAUGAAGUAUGUCGCCGACAAGAUUCACAACCUGGGCAUGUUGUUCGGCAUGUAUAGCUCCGCCGGAGUCUUCACCUGCGGUCGCUACCCAGGCAGUCUGGGCUACGAGCAGAAGGAUGCCGACGUAUUCGCGUCGUGGACCAUCGAUUACCUAAAAUAUGAUAAUUGCUUCAAUUUAGGACAAUCUGGGACGCCUAAGAUCAGCUUUGAUCGGUACAAUGUCAUGAGCAAGGCGCUCAAUGCCACUGGGCGCCCUAUUGUGUACGCAAUGUGCAACUGGGGCAACGACGACCCCUACGACUGGGCCUACUCCAUCUCCAACAGCUACCGCAUGAGCGGCGACAUCUACGACAGCUUCCAGCGCCCGGACGCCCGUUGCCCGUGUACCGAGACUCCUUGCGCCUGGCCCGGUUUCCACUGCUCCGUCAUGAACAUCCUGAACAAGAUGGCUCCAAUCGUGCCCCGCUCGCAGUCGGGAGCCUUCAACGACAUGGACAUGCUCGAAGUCGGAAAUGGCGGCCAGUCCGACUCCGAGUACGUCGUCCAUUUCUCCAUGUGGUCGCUCAUGUCCUCCCCCCUGCUCAUGGGCACCAACAUCCCGACCCUGUCCCCGGCCAACCUCGCCAUCUACUCCAACCCGGCCGUCAUCGCGCUCAACCAAGACCCUUCGGCCAGCGCCGCCAACCGCGUGUGGCGCUACUACGUGCCGGACGUCGACGCCGACGGCAUGGGCGAGAUCCAGCUGUGGACGCGCUCCCUCGACAACGGCGACAAGGCCGUCGCCCUCAUCAACACGGGCAACAGCAGCAGGAUGAUGAACGCGACCAUCGACGACAUCUUCCUCGACGAGGCCACCGCGGGCGCCUAUCUGCCCCCCGCCCAGCUGAGCACGACGUGGGAUGUGUACGAUCUCUGGGCGAACCGCAUGUCCGAGGAUGAGGCUGCGGCGAUUCUGGCGGGGAAUGCGACGACGGUGGAGGAGGGCAGUCUGACGAGGUAUAACGCGACGAAGUUGAGCUAUGCGGAUGGGCUGAAGGCGAAUCAUACUGCGCUGUUUGGGACGAAGGUCGGCCAGUUGCUGCCCGGUGGGAAGCUGGAGGCGAGGGUAGAUAGACAUAGUAUCGGGUUGUUUAGGCUGAGGCCUGUGGGCGGAAAUCUGAAGAAGAGGGAUGAGUUGUGA